Molecule: messenger RNA, 2371 nt
Organism: Mugil cephalus (flathead mullet)
Lineage: Eukaryota; Metazoa; Chordata; Actinopteri; Mugiliformes; Mugilidae
Gene: rab5c
Product: RAB5C, member RAS oncogene family
Exons: 6
Coding region: 277-939 (220 amino acids)
Molecular function (GO): GTP binding; GTPase activity
Source: RefSeq, a predicted model, not a curated record
CUGACAAAAAAGUGGGAGGUUCCCGGAAAAAUCGCUAACCGGAAGGGAAGGCCAGAGCCCAAGAAGAAGAAGAAGACAGCCGCCGCCGAUGAGAGCAGCGAAAGAAGAAAAAGUAAUCUCCCACUGGUGAGGCCUCUUCUUCCUCCGGCACUACUACCUGCCCGACCUGAACGCACCUCCUUCUAGCCCAGAUCCACUAAGCGAAAGCCUAAAGUCAAACAUCCACCCUCGUUCCCCAGCGCCUUCUUUCUGCUUCCCAAUUUUCAACACUGCAACAUGGCAGGGCGAGGUGGACCAGCACGGACCAACGGCACUGCAGCAAGCAAUAAAAUCUGUCAGUUUAAGCUAGUGCUGCUGGGAGAAUCGGCAGUGGGUAAAUCCAGCCUGGUGCUGCGCUUCGUCAAAGGCCAGUUCCAUGAAUACCAAGAGAGCACCAUCGGAGCUGCCUUCCUCACACAGACGGUAUGUUUGGAUGACACAACGGUAAAGUUUGAGAUCUGGGACACCGCAGGACAGGAGAGAUAUCACAGCUUGGCGCCCAUGUACUACAGAGGAGCCCAGGCUGCUAUUGUGGUCUACGAUAUCACCAACACAGACACAUUCACACGUGCAAAGAACUGGGUGAAGGAGCUCCAGCGACAAGCCAGCCCAAAUAUUGUUAUUGCACUGGCAGGGAACAAAGCAGACCUGGCCAACAAGAGAGCUGUAGACUUCCAGGAAGCACAAGCAUAUGCAGAUGACAACAGUUUGCUCUUCAUGGAGACCUCAGCCAAGACCGCUAUGAAUGUCAAUGAGAUCUUUAUGGCUAUAGCCAAGAAGCUUCCGAAGAACGAACCGCAGGGUGGAGCAGGCGCUGGUGGACGACCCAGACCCGGCGUGGACCUGCAGGAAGCUGCGCCGCAGGGCAGAACUGGCCAGUGCUGUGGGGCAGGGAACUAAUUAAACGCGAUGAGUCCGCUGAUCCAACCAAUCUACAGCUUCGAUCAACCAGACCAGAUAUUAUCCAGCUGUCAAACAAUGUCCCUUUUUGGUCGAUACCAAACCACGGUCGGACCAACCACCCUACGAGCAACACAGCACCAAUUAACUGUUUGGCAAACGAGUCCACUGGCCAGUAAACUGCCAGACCCCACUGAUGGUUCCAGCUGACGAACCGACCAACAAAUCAACCGACAGGCUUAUUUACAGAAUCGUGUUUUAACCCCAGGACUUUGCCAAUCCAUGACCUCUCUAUUGAUGAUGGACACUUGACGUCACCUUAGGGGAAAAAAAAAAAAGCCCCAUUCAUGGAAGAAGGAAAUAAAAAAUUCUGUCAUUACCAAUGGCACUAAACAGGGCCAUGUUGCUCAGUUUUGUUUCUGUGUUUGUGUAGAGAAAAAAAUGAUUAAUGCAACAAGAAGGAAUGUGACAGGCUGAUUGACCCUGUUCUUUCUUUUACCCCUCGCUUUCCCGUGCACCGCGAAUUUCUGAGGUUUUUUCCAUCAUGGUCUUACGACACUGUUAAAGCUGAAAUCCAGGUGCAUGCAGCGUCCUUCACUUUUCUGUCUUGUUCCUGGUCCUCCUCCUGGAAAAGAUGAAGAGCGAAGGUUUCUACCAGGAGAUCAGGGAUGGACAGAUAUUUCCUUCUUGAUAGAGCUGUGUAGGUUGAAUUAUCACAUUAUUAUCACUAUCAUUAUUUCAGCUUCUUUUGACGUAUGCUGGUCAGUACGAUUUUAAAGCCUGGACUUUCAGGUUUUACAAUCAUCCGUCUAUGUUAUCAAACAAUAUAUGGUAAAUAGUACUUUAUUAACAUUGUCACCCACACGUAAUUUUAGCAUUAAUGUAACGUCUUUGAAUCAUCAGUGUAAAUUGGCAAAUACAUGAAGCAAGGUUUGUUUUCUCGACCAAAAUCACCACUGUGUAUUGAAAACAUAUUGCUGUAUUUGUAAGACUUUUCAAGUUUAUAAUCAAUCAGUAGUUAUUGUCAAAACGAUAUCUUCCCGAUCUCUACAUGAUGUUUUGUCAACCUUAAUUAUGUUGUGAUGUUUUUUUUUCUUUCUUUUUCUUUUUUUUUUUUUUUUUUUUUAAUGUCUUAAUUUUUUUUCUUCUGGAGAUCUAUGGUAUUAAAUGCACUGGUUCUGUCUCAUCAUUUUUGUGAAUUGCGAUGCUGUCCUCAUCUUUCUUUUUCUGUUCUCUCUUUAUUUUUACCGCUCAUAUCUGGGAGGGAUCUAUUUCAACUGUUGUCAUCCUGUCAACGGCGUCAACAACUAGCACAACAAAGCAUUUACAGCAGGCACUGCUGUUGGGGGGGAUAGCUAGGAGGACAGGGUGGGGUCGUGGAAGAAGGAGGUAGAAGGAACAUGUAAUUUUACGAAUAAACAAGGGGAAGGUA